AUGCAUCUCCUCAACGCAGUUGCUCUCUUCGCUGGCCUGUCGACUGUGUCGGCAGUGCCUAUGGCACGACCUCGCCGAGGCUUCACUGUCAACCAGCUCGCCAAGCCUACGACUGAAGGGCAUUCGCGAACCAUCAACUAUUCUGGCAUCUACGCUAAAGCGUAUGCGAAGUAUGGAAAGAAUGCUCCUGCCAAUAUCAAGUCUGCUGCGAAGAGUGGUAGUGCUACCACCACGCCGGAGGAGGGUGACAAGGAGUACUUGACACCAAUCAAGGUCGGCGACACGAUACUCCAUUUGGAUAUUGACACUGGAUCUGCGGAUCUGUGGGUCUUCUCGGACAAGCUGCCUUCCGACACGCAGAGCGGACACAGCGUCUAUAACCCCACUUCCGACGCGAGCAAGUUGGACGGAUACAGCUGGGAGAUCUCAUAUGGUGAUGGCAGCGGUGCCUCUGGCGACGUCUACAAGGACACUGUUAGUGUCGGUGGUGUCACGGCGCAAGGCCAAGCAGUCGAAGCGGCCUCGAAGCUCAGUCAGUCGUUCGUUUCCGAUACGGAUAAUGACGGCUUGAUGGGAUUGGCUUUUAGCUCUAUCAACACUGUCAAGCCCAACUCCCAGAAGACCUUCUUCGACACUGUCAAGGACGACCUCGAUGAGGGUGUCUUCGCGGUUGCUCUCAAGCACCAGCAGCCAGGCUCUUACGACUUUGGCUACACCGAUAAGUCUAAAUACACCGGCUCGCUCACAUACACCGAUGUCGACAACAGCCAGGGAUUCUGGAUGUUCACAGCUCAGGGCUACAGCGUCGGCGAUGGUGACGCCAGCUCCAGCUCUCUGACUGGUAUCGCUGAUACCGGCACCACCCUCCUCUUGCUCCCCGAAGAUGUCGUCGACGCAUACUACCAGCAAGUCUCUGACUCGAACAACAACCAACAGGCUGGUGGCUACACCGUCCCCUGCGACGCUAAUCUACCUGAUUUCACCACUAUCAUUGGCAGCGAUGGCUACAAGGCCGUCACUCCCGGCAAGUACAUCAAGAUGUCCGCCAUUGACGAGGAAGGAUCAAGCUGUUUCGGUGGUAUCCAGAGCAACUCUGGCAUGGGAUUCUCGAUCUUCGGUGAUGUGUUCCUGAAGAGCCAGUAUGUGGUCUUCGACCCUCAGGAGCCCCGGUUGGGAUUCGCUCCCCAGGCAUAA
Molecule: messenger RNA, 1194 nt
Organism: Aspergillus glaucus CBS 516.65
Lineage: Eukaryota; Fungi; Ascomycota; Eurotiomycetes; Eurotiales; Aspergillaceae
Product: pepsin-like aspartic protease
Exons: 4
Coding region: 1-1194 (397 amino acids)
Biological process (GO): proteolysis
Molecular function (GO): aspartic-type endopeptidase activity
Source: RefSeq, a predicted model, not a curated record